AUGGGUAUCAUCGCUGUUGCAGGAGGCACGGGAAGUGUGGGGCGAACAAUCGUCGAGGCGUUGACUGCUACGGCUAAACACAAUGUGAUUGUCCUCACACGCACUCCGAGAUCCAGUACCAAAGAUGUCAUCUACCUCGAAGUGAACUACCAAGAUGUCGAAGCCACCGCUGCCGCCCUGGAGUCCGCGAACAUUGACACGGUCAUCUGCGCAAUCAGCAUGCUGUCGGAGGAGUCCAGCCAAACACAACACAGAUUAAUAGACGCAUCGGCCAGAUCAAAGGCUACGCGGCGCUUCGUGGUCAGCUCAUUUGACAUCUACUUCAAGGAAGAACACAUUGCAACUGUCCCCGCCGCAAAAUGGCAAUUUGACGCCCUCAAUGCCCUGGAGAAAACAAAUCUCGAAUAUACUCGCGUCGUUAACGGCUUCUUCCUGGACUACUACGGCAUGCCCCACUGGCCAACCCAUCUCAAACCGUGGACCAACUCGGUCUCCGUGGCGGGCAAAUGGGCCGUCAUUCCCGGUGACGGAACAUCCAAGGGAACUUUCAUCACUUCGCAGGAUAUGGCAAAAUUUGUAGCUCGAAUGACGGAUCUACCAAAUUGGAAUCCGCUCACGUCAAUCGUUGGGGAGGAGCUUACAUUUUUGCAGAUUACAGCGAUAGCGGAGAGGGUGCGAGGCGAGAAAUUCCGUGUUAUCUUCGAGAACCUGGAUAAUCUUGCAAAGGGCAAGAUUGCAUUCCCUGAGUUCCCAGAAGCAGACUACGGCCUCUCGAACGAACAAUGGGAAUCUAUACUCUCUAAAAUCCAUUACCUGGCCGGGAUGAAUGUGGCUUUGGUAAAGAGUGAUGAUCCUCUGAACGAUCAGUUUCCGGAGCUCAAGCUGACAACCGCCUCCGAGGUGAUCGAGUCAUCCUGGGCUGGGAAAUGA
This is a messenger RNA of Aspergillus melleus, 930 nucleotides long. RefSeq lists its product as uncharacterized. The transcript has 4 exons. The record is from RefSeq and is a predicted model, not a curated record. Bases 1 to 930 code for a protein of 309 amino acids. Lineage: Eukaryota; Fungi; Ascomycota; Eurotiomycetes; Eurotiales; Aspergillaceae.